Molecule: messenger RNA, 471 nt
Organism: Adineta ricciae
Lineage: Eukaryota; Metazoa; Rotifera; Eurotatoria; Adinetida; Adinetidae
Source: the annotation of a GenBank genome assembly
AUGUGUGAAUAUUUCCUUUCAUUUCAUUAUUUCAUUAUGGUCAAAGUACGCAAAGGUUCAAAGCCACCACCCGAUGGAUGGGAUUUAAUUGAACCGACAUUGGACGAACUCGAAGGAAAAAUGCGUGAAGCGGAAUUAGCACCACAUGAAGGUAAACGAAAAGUCGAAACCCUAUGGCCAAUAUUUAAGAUUCACCAUCAGAAAUCUCGUUAUCUCUACGAUCUCUAUUACAAACGUAAAACUAUCAGUAAAGAAUUGUAUGAUUACUGUAUGAAACAGUCGAUCGGAGACAAGAACUUGAUUGCUCAAUGGAAAAAGCAAGGCUACGAAAAUCUAUGUUGUCUUCGUUGCAUUCAACCGCGAGAUACUAAUUUCAAUAAGAAAUGCAUCUGUCGUGUACCCAAAGAAAAACUCGAAGAAGGAAAAGUAGUUGAAUGUGUCCAUUGCGGAUGCCGCGGAUGUUCCGGUUAA